UUUUCCUACUACCGAGCGACCGUUGUUGACCGUGAGCUAGAGACCCACUUUUGUCGAUUGAUGAUUUCCUGGACCACCUACAACAGUGCCACGAUGGUGCCAGCCAUUUUGUUCGGUGCAUUGGUUUACGGUGAUGCAAAACGAUUUGGCAAGGAGAUAUACGCCUUUCUGCGACAAAUGGAAGAUGAACGAGUCCAGAAUCAGGUGGGAGGGGGCUAUAAUCGAAUGGCCUAACACGCAGCCAUUGUUGAUCCGCUUCCAUUUACAGUUUUUCACUUUGGCGCAACAGCUGGAUCAUCGGUCAAUUGCCAUCAAAACGGGGCUCUUCUUCGUCAAUUGGCCAGUCUUUGCCUCGGUGAUUGGCUACAUCGCUACCUAUAUCGUGAUUUUGAUCCAAUUCGAUAGUAAAGCGAGGGAGAUUAAUGGUGUUAACAAUCUACUGCAGACGAACCCCAAUCACACGACAUCCCUAGCAUCGUUUGCUAAUCAAACCGUUUAUUAA
Messenger RNA from Anopheles darlingi, 502 nucleotides. RefSeq lists its product as uncharacterized. The transcript is spliced from 2 exons. Gene Ontology annotation, biological process: sensory perception of taste. Bases 134 to 502 code for a protein of 122 amino acids. NCBI's taxonomy places the organism in Eukaryota, Metazoa, Arthropoda, Insecta, Diptera, Culicidae. Gene Ontology annotation, cellular component: membrane. The record is from RefSeq and is a predicted model, not a curated record.